Messenger RNA from Schistosoma margrebowiei, 3580 nucleotides. NCBI's taxonomy places the organism in Eukaryota, Metazoa, Platyhelminthes, Trematoda, Strigeidida, Schistosomatidae. The record is from the annotation of a GenBank genome assembly.
ACUCACUCAAAGUACUCUCGAGGCGGUCUCUUUCGGAUUUUCUUCCCGAUGGCCAACGGCACUUCGGUUGGGGAGACUAAGUUCAUAUAUUACAUCGAUGAGGAAGAAACUCCUUACCUUGUUAAACUCAACAUUGCUCCAGAAAAAGUCACUCUUGGCGAUUUCAAGAAUGCUCUAAACAGACCGCAUUCGAAAUUUUUUUUCAAGUCACUAGACGAUGAUUUCGGGGUUGUUAAGGAGGAAAUAUUCGAAGAUAACGCUCCACUCCCUUGUUUCAAUGGUCGUGUCGUUUCUUGGUUGGUGACUACAGAUGAAAGUAUAGCAUCUGAUCCAGGUGUUCUCAACCCCUCUGUUGAGGCAAACGCUAUUGUAAAUAGUAGUAAAUAUGAUCCUAACCUUGAUUUGGAGUCAAAUAAUACGCGCAACAACGAAUGCAAAAUCAACUCUUGUGUACUUCAGUCACAUACGACCGCUGCUCCAGCUGAUUCUACUUCUGCAAACCUGGGUCAUGGAGGAAAUAUUGGAAAAAAUUACGAUACAGAAACGGAGUCUGUACAUAGUGCUAACCAAGAUCGCAUUGCUCCUCUACGGAAUUUUCACAAUUAUAAAUCUAGUGGUCGACAUCACCAUACAACGAGUGGUGGUAGUCAUAUCACUCAACAGACAACUCAUAGUGGUUCACGCCAUCGUCACUAUCGUCAUUUGCCUAGUUCAAAUACCUAUGAAGCUCCUUCAAUGAUGAGUUCUGAUUUAGAAUCAACUAGCUUCUUAGACUCAGAAGAAGAAUCUAGCAGAUUUUCAUCAGUCACUGGAACAACAUUAUCUUCCCGUCGAUAUGGCCGUGCACGUCGCAGACGAAGACGUAGGCGUCCACCACCAAUCAGCCGAGCCUCGUCGUUCAGCAGUAUUACAGACUCCACCAUGUCUUUAAAUAUUGUGGCAGUUACGUUGAACAUGGAUAUCGUCAAUUUCUUGGGUAUCAGUAUAGUUGGUCAGUCAAAUAAAUCUGGAGAUGGUGGGAUUUAUGUAGGUUCUAUCAUGAAGGGUGGUGCUGUCGCUCAAGAUGGACGAAUUGAACCUGGGGAUAUGAUUCUGGAAGCAAACGGGAUUAGUUUUGAAGAAAUGAGUAAUGACGAUGCAGUUCGCACAUUACGAGAGCAAGUUCAGCGUCCUGGACCUAUUACAUUAGUUGUUGCUAAAUGUUGGGAUCCUAAUCCAGCCGAACGUUAUUUUACAAUACCUCGUCAAGAACCUGUACAUCCUAUUGAUCCGCGUGCCUGGGUGUUACAUACCAAUGCAAUGACCACACCAGACUCACAGGUUCAAAGUAAUGAUAUACAUAGACAAGUUAAUGGGACUUCCAUGACUGGUGCCUCGUCAGGUGGUGAGUCUAGCUCCACUCUUAGUCCCCCUGGUCUUACCCCUGGUAUGAGUAUGGGCACUUUGACAUCAGGGCAAACUUCAAUGCCGCUAGGUACAAGUGCAGCAGCGUUCAAUAUGGCUGCUUUACUUGCAGCCUCUAAACAAAAACAGCAACAAGAACAAGAACAUCAGCAGCAACAACAUUUACUUCAACAACGAAUUCAUUUAUCACAACCCGCAUUUUAUCCUGCAUCAAAUUUAUUACUUCCCCAUGGUUAUACUCAACAGAUCGCUCCUAGCAUUGUUACUGCAUCCAGCUCGCUGCCGGAGAUUGAACGUUACUCAGACCCCAUCCCAUUAGGUCUAUCGACAAGUAUUCCCACUGUUAUUCGUGCAAUGCUCCAACCUGAUUCUGGUCUCGAUAUUAGGGAUCGUAUGUGGCUCAAGCUAACCGUACCAAACGCGUUUAUAGGUUCUGAUCUAGUUGAUUGGCUUUUCCGUCACUUGGAUGGUUUGACCGAUCGCCGGGAAGCCCGAAAGUAUGCAUCUAAUCUGCUCAAAUUGGGAUACAUUCGGCAUAUUGUAAAUAAGUUAACUUUUUCGGAACAAUGUUACUAUGUCUUCCGGGAUAUAAGUGAACAUAUGUCUUGCUUAAGCCUAGAAGAAGUUGAUAGUGUCAGUGAAGUUGGUGCACAUUCUCAUCCCAAUUGGGGGCACAACACAACAAGUACUAGUUUAACUGUUAGGGCUGGUGCUAAUGGUAGCAUGCCCGAUUACAAUCCGGGUUUUGCUGGAUCUCAUGGAAUCGGAGCAGCAAGUAGAGAAGGGAAUAGCAGUCAGUAUAGCACCGUCCCACCGAUGUAUCAUCCACCAGCUCCGCCUCUUGCUGCUCCUAUUCGCCAGUUGAUCGCAGACGGUCAAAAUGUAGCUGCUAACGCAAAUCUCCAGCAGCCACACACUGGGCCACGAUUGAAUAAUGGAAAUAGAGAUAAUAUUUCAGGCUAUUCCAGUUCAACGUCUAGCACAAGUAGUGAGUCAGGUCAUUUCGCUCAUGAAAUUCCUGGACAUACGAAAUCGCGCCCCAAAGAAACAUCCGCAUCAAACCACAUUGGGGUUCAGGGAUUCAGCCAUUCUAGACAACAAGAUUCAGUUUUACCAAAUGUACGGUCACUAAAACAGCAACAUUCCCAGUCAAAUUCUAAUUUGGCACAAAGUCUCUCUGCUACUGGUGGUGCUGCGGGCAAUCAGUCUAGAUUAAGACCUCCUUUUUAUUCUAAUGGUAAUGAUCUAUCUCAACAGAAUGAGCUUGCAGCAUCAUCUACAGGAUCUAGUUCAACUUCUUUUGGAAACCCAAGACAGAAUGUUCCCACUAAUAAUUCUGAUAGCAAGCAACACCAAACACAGGAAUCAGUUAAACGAGAUUCUAUGCUGAGUUCGAAAAGUAGUAGCAGCAGUAGCUGUACUCCGUUAAAUGCAAACAUGCAGGAAACGCGACUGUUCAAUUCACAUCGGCUAUCUCAUAUGUCAAAUCACCAAAAUUGUGCUCCCCCUCCUCCUCCACCACGAAUUUCAACUGCUGUUUCUGGUUUCACACUCACAAGUCAUCCUUAAACAUGAAAUCUGGAAAAACAGAAAUACCGUGGUUUGGAAAGAUUUUUCUACCUCAUCUCAUCUCUUCUCGAAGGUUUCCAAAGAGAUAUAAUUAUUUUGACCACUUCGUUGUAAUUACAGUGAUAUGUGAUACUCGGAUUUCCAUAAUAUAACCUCAUUUCUUCACAAAGAAGCUCAUCCUCAACUCAGGCCAUUUUUCCAAAUUUAUAUUCAUAAAAGUUUUCUCCCUAAUAUAUAGUUCACUCACGCGUUAAGUUGUAUAUUGUGCAAUCAUUAACAUUUUAAAAUACCCUUUUUGACAAAAUGAUGUCAACUCUUCUUGUAAUCAAUCUCAUAGUCUACCUCGAUGUAUUGUUUAUCAUUUAUCUAGUUACAACUUAUUAUCUUGUUCUUGAAAUGAACUCCCAUAUUACAUAUUAUGUACCAAUCCUUCGUUUUUAUCUCAUUUCCUUUCUUUCUCAACUAACAGAAUAUGCUUUAUUUAACCGUAUUAUUCAGUUACCUACUCCAGAAAUAAUUUUUUUCCUUAAAUUCAGUUGUCGUUACGUAUAAUAUUUGAUUGAUAUUUGAAUCAUUUACAAUUUUUAAAUUAAAACUUUCUAACUAA